GACAAACCUUUGAAUUUGAAUAUAAUGAUGAUUCUGGCAAAAUUAAAACAAUUUCAAUUGAAUUUUUUCUGUCAAAAGAAUAUAGAAGGAAUAACCAUACUAUUUAUAAGAUUCAGAAUAAUGAACCACAAACUGACAUCUCAAUUGGAACACUACCAGUACCACAACCGCCAACACUGGAAAUAUCGAAAAACAGCAACUCUGAUGACAUUCCAACAGACAUUUCAUUAACCGGCAUCUUAACCGGUAUCUCAACUAAUGAUGAUUUAAGGUUUAAAGGCGUUGAUUAUCUUUUAAGAGAUUUUUUUAACAUUGGAAAAGACAAAAUAUUGAAAUUUAAAAACAUUUCUGCAAAAAAUAUCGCUGAAUUAAUCGAAGGAUUAAAUCACAUUCUUUUGGCUGAGAAAAAGCUUAGUAUAAUUAAUAUACCUUUUGAAUCAGUCGUAAAAUUUGCCAAUGAAGUGAAGCAAGAGAAAUAA
This is a messenger RNA of Funneliformis caledonium, 479 nucleotides long. The record is from the annotation of a GenBank genome assembly. NCBI's taxonomy places the organism in Eukaryota, Fungi, Glomeromycota, Glomeromycetes, Glomerales, Glomeraceae.